UGUCUUGUUUCUUGCAAUCAACCUCUCUUCUUCCUUCUUCAUUAGCUAUAUCCCCAUUUCUUCCCCUUGCAUGCUGUACCAGCUCCCCCCCCCCCCCCCCCCCCAUGGAUACGAAUCAAGCCCCGCCACCACAAGGCCUAACCCAAGAAGAAUAUAUGGAGCUCAAGCCCUUGAUUGACACAUACCAUAAAUUUGAGCCAGCACCCAACACAUGCACAUCCCUAAUAACCCAGCGCAUUGAUGCACCAGCUCAUGUUGUGUGGCCUUUUGUUCGUAGGUUUGAUAACCCACAGAAAUACAAGCACUUCAUCAAGAGUUGCAACAUGAGUGCUGGCGAUGGUGGUGUAGGCAGCGUGAGAGAGGUAGCGGUUGUUUCUGGCCUACCAGCUUCUACAAGCAUUGAAAGGCUAGAGAUUUUGGAUGAUGAGAAUCAUAUAUUGAGCUUUAGGGUUGUUGGGGGUGAGCAUAGGCUAAAUAAUUAUAAGUCUGUUACAUCAGUCAAUGAGUUCAACAAGGAAGGCAAGGUUUACGCUAUUGUUUUGGAGUCAUAUAUUGUGGACAUACCAGGGGGCAAUACAGGUGAAGAUACAAAGAUGUUCGUGGACACUGUUGUGAAGUUGAAUCUUCAAAAACUGGCAGUGGUAGCAAUUGCAUCUCUGCAUGGACAUGAAUGAUUCUGAUAUUGGCUUUGAUGAUGGUAAGAUUCUCCUAUUUGAAAUAAUCUUAGUGCCCAGUUAAGGAUUUUGCAGGUUGGGUUUUUCCUUUUCCCCUUUCCUUUUAUGCUGUUCUCUUGCUGGUUAGGCAGCUGGUAUUGGUUUGUAUAUUUUAGUUUUACCAGGCGACUUCUGUGUUAUAUUGUUAUCAUUUUCUAUUCAAUAAGUUAACGAAGGUUGACAACAA
This is a messenger RNA of Populus trichocarpa (black cottonwood), 900 nucleotides long. Its product is annotated as abscisic acid receptor PYL2. Gene Ontology annotation, molecular function: abscisic acid binding; signaling receptor activity; protein phosphatase inhibitor activity. The record is from RefSeq and is a predicted model, not a curated record. Gene Ontology annotation, biological process: abscisic acid-activated signaling pathway. Lineage: Eukaryota; Viridiplantae; Streptophyta; Magnoliopsida; Malpighiales; Salicaceae. The transcript has a single exon. The coding region runs from base 105 to 674 and encodes 189 amino acids. Gene Ontology annotation, cellular component: nucleus; cytoplasm.